CAGCCUGAUGCGCGUCAAGCGAUGGGCUCCAGUACCCGUACCUCGCCCUCCCGACCCUCCCCGCCCGGCUGCAGCUGCUGCGCCGCGGCCACGACCUCCAUCUCCUCCUCGCCUCGACCGCCGCCGCAACAGAAAACCCUCGGCCCGCCCACAGCCCUCGACGAGCCAGGAGCGCCUCGAGCAGUACCGCGACUCGGUGUGGCCGACCGUGCAGCGUGUCCGCGACCUCCUGCGACCUCUCGCUCGCCCCGACCCGGUCGCAAAACCACCGCCGCUCCGCCAGCAACUGUCGACCCACCUCGAACACGAGCUCGUCCAGCGCCGCACAGCGUGCGCCCAGAUCUACGCCCUCCUCCGCCACGCGCGCGCCAGAGCCGCUGCGGCCGCCACGACCGCCGCCGCCCCCGCCGCCUCUUCGGACCGCAAGGGCAAGGGCAAGGCGCGCGCCGACGACGACCUCGAGGGCGCAGCACCGCAGCUUCCGCCCUGGAUCGAGCGCCAGGUCGUGCACCUCGUCGCGCAAACGAUGCGCCUCCAGCUGCACCUCGGCGACGUCUCGAGCGCAAAGGAGCUCGACCGCGCCUUCUUCUCGCUCGAGCCGCACGCCGCCGCCAAGCGCGCUUUCCGCCUGUCGCGGAAGAGCCAGCAGCCGCAGCCACCGGACGGCAAGGCGGCGAGGGCGCUGCGGCUCGGCGCCGGGCUCGGGCUCGACCGGGGAGACGCCGAGCCGGCGUGGAUGCAGUCGCUCGCGGUGCGGCUCCGGGCGGGCGCCGACCCUGCACGGGCUCUCGAGCGCUUCCUCGGGCUGUACCGCGCCUUUCGGGCGAGCAGGGUCGGGGCGCACGAGCGCGGCGAGGCGGACUGGGACGCGUACGUGCGGGCGAGGACGGCGCGGCAGGACGAGGAGGACGAGCCCGGUGGCGAUGAGCGGCGUGACGAGCGGCUCGGCGAGUCGCACGUCCUCGCGUUCCUCGCGCGGCGCAUGGGCACGCUGCAGCGGCGCGUCGAGGACGCGGCGCCGAGGCUGAGCCCGUCGCGCGCCGAGCGGGUGCACGCCCAGCUGCGCGCCUUCAUGGACGAGCUGCGCGCGGCCGAGGAGGACGAGGGCGAGGUCGUCGCGCUCGCGCUCCUCGAGUCGUCGCUCGAGCGGCUCGAGGCAAGCGAGCACCUCGAGCUCGACGACCCGCUGUACCGCCAGGUCGAGGAGGACGUCGAGCGGCUCGUCGCCUCGCUUGGCGACGCUCUCGCCGCGCCCUCUGUCGACGUCGCUCGAGCAGCGGCACGAGCAGGCCCGUCGUCGCGGCGGCCCGAGUGGGUCGAGCUCGAGCGGCGAGCGCAGGUGCUGCACAUCGCAAUCCGGUUCCUCCUCGUCCGUGCCCGGUCGCACGACGGCCCUUCCUCCCCUCGUCCCUCGACCUCGACCUCGACCUACGUCCCACCUGCAGCCUCGCCCCUCGCGUCGGCGUCGCAGCUGUACCUCCUCCUCCUCGACCUGACGCACUCGACGGCAUCCGACCCGCUCCUCGCCACGACCGCGCUCCCUCGCCUGCGCCUGCGCCAGUCGUCCGUCCUGUUCCGCCUCGCCUCGGCGCACCUCGACGCGCUCGCCGCCGCGCAGCACGGCCGCCGUCGCUCGCACCUUUCCUCGUCGGCGGUCGACGACCCGCUCGCCCCGCUCGAACGCCUGCACACCCUCCUCUCCGUCACCCUGUCGACCCUGUCGCGCAUCCCUCCCUCGCCCGCCGUCCCACCCUCGACCCGCCGUCUCGGCCUCUCGACGCACGUCCUGCGCGCCGCACUCCUCGCCCUCGGCGGGGCGUUCGACCCGGCCAACCCGGCGCGCAAGGACGCCAUACCGCGCUUCGACGCCGUGCGUGAUGCGUGCGACGUCCUGCUCCAGUGCAAGGAGCACGACGCGGCGCUGCGCGGCGGGCCGCACGAGCCCGCGCUCGGAGCGCUCGCGCUCUCGCCGCCGCCGGGCUCGGCGACCGGCGUCGAGCAGCCGCAGCUCCCGCAGAAGGGGCGAGCCGACCAGCCGCUCCUGCGCCGGGUCGACGCCGCGGGCGCGCUCGUGCGCGCGGCGCUGCUCGCCGAGUCGAACGCCGGGUCCGAGCCUGGCGCGCUCGCGGCGCAGGACGACGUGCGCGCCCGGCUCGACUGGCUCCUCGAUUGGGUCGCGCGCCUGCAGCGUGCGUCGCCGCCGCCCGGCUGUGCCGGCGCCGGCGCCGUGCGCCACCACGAGGGGCCCGAGCGGCGGCUGCCAGUGCCGGCGACGAUGACGACGGAGCGCAAGGCGCGGCGGACGGUUGCGCGCGCUGUCGGGCUCACGAUGGAGCGCACGUGGGGCACCGGCGAGGGCGGGAGGGCGUGGCGCGAGGGCUUGCUGAGGCGGGUCGAGGAGUGGGUCGACGAGGGCGAGAGGGAGUGGGGCGCGCUCGAGCAGGGGCUUGUCACGCCCGACGCCGCACACGAGCACGACGCGCCGCCCUGACGGCUUCUCGCGUCGUCUUCGCCCACCGCCCUCUGCCGCUCGACCCGCCC
Molecule: messenger RNA, 2541 nt
Organism: Rhodotorula graminis WP1
Lineage: Eukaryota; Fungi; Basidiomycota; Microbotryomycetes; Sporidiobolales; Sporidiobolaceae
Exons: 2
Coding region: 8-2491 (827 amino acids)
Source: RefSeq, a predicted model, not a curated record